UGGGGUUGCAGGACGUGGCAGACUGACUGAUGGACAACUUACACUUAAGAUACGGGGAAGGGAGCGACCAGUUCUGGGACAACACCUACCGGGAGCUUAUCCCCCUCCUGGAAAGUAGCGCCAGCCUCCAGAAGGCCCUGGCCAAAGGGCUGCCAGUGGGAACAAACUGGUCAGAGGUCUGCCACCGACUCUGGGGUAUUGUGGCUGCCCGCUUCCACCCUCCGCCCCCCGGGCAGGACCCAGCAUCAGGAUCAAGACAGGAUUUGGAACAGCAAGAGCAGGGGCAGCGGGACGAAGGGAUGCAGCAGACCCAGGGCCAGCCAAAUGCGGUCAAACGGGGUGGGCAGCAAGGCGGGACACAGCGGGAGGAGAAACAGGGGGGCCGCUCUGGGAGGAAGAUGGGGGAAGAGCAGAACAAGGGGGGUGGAGAUGCACAACAUUGCACUAACGAUGACACAGAGGCGGGCCUAGUGGACACGGGGAAAGAUACAACCGUCAGCCUAGAUGGGGCAUCAGACACGCACAGCGUGGUCAAACCAGAGGCCACUCGCUCCCCGGCCGCAACGGUGCGGCAGGACAAGGGGCAGCAAGUGGAAGGACAACGGGGGGAGCGACAGCGGGGAGAGGACAGGGAGGAAGCGGGGCGGAUACGGGGAGAACAUGAUAAGGGCGAGGUACAGACCACCAGCCAACAGGGGAAGGGACAGCAGGAAAAGGAUCCGGCGGGGACGUCGCGAGUAGAACAGGGACAAGGAGCAAAUAGGGAACAGAACAGUAGCACAGCGAUCCCAGAAGAGAUCACAGACAAUACUGAGCACACACACCAGGGGUCUGAGAAAACGGGGACAAGCUCGACCAAAGAGCAGCAGCACGAGACUGGUACAACAACAACAACACCACCUCAGGACGAUCCAGAAAACACAGACCACACAAAGAAGGGACCUGAGGAUACGGGGACAGGUUCGGUGCAAGAGCAGCAACAAGAGGAUGAUCCGGAAGCUGCAGCAGGACUGUGUUUAGCGCUCCCCGCCUGGGAUGGGGCCAAACCGGCGAAGCCACCCUCCCCACACAAGCCACCCCCGCCCAAGCCCCCGGACACGGAACUCACGAGUCACAAGCAAAAAAUCAGACAUCUAUUGGAGACUGCAUCUGUCUGCGACUCUCCCCAGCAAAAAGGCAUAGUCCUGCUGCCGGUCCGGCAGAGGGAGGGAGCAUGGGAGGUGGGGCUGUCAGCUCCCCUAGGUACCACACACGGAGAAGUCACCCUCCAACGAUACUCCUCGGUGUUUCUCUUGCUCACCCCUUGGGCCGGGAAUGCGGUGUUGGGAAAGAUGGACAUUCGCCUGUUGAUUCAUAACCGGCUCCCGGCAGGAGCCUCCGUGGAGUUGGUGUUCUCCCAAGGACCAGGGAGAUUAGGGCUCAAAGACAUAUAUGUGCGCUACGACCACUUGAAAUCUGAUGAGUUGAGGUGGAUAGACUUGGAAGGACUUACCGACCUGCAACUGCUGAAAAAAGAGGCGGGCGACCUUUGGUCCGCCAAUGAAAUCGGGGAUCUCCUAGUCCAAAUCCUCAGACGUGGAAUUCUGUGGAAAGGCGGACUCUUGGAUACGGAAAACUGGCUAACUAUGUGAUUAACACCAAGGGGGUCUGGAAAUUACUACCCGAUUAAUAUCAGGGGAUGAAUGUGUUGGAAGCCUUGUACGGUCGCAAGUGCAAUGAAUACUCUAAACUUCU
This is a messenger RNA of Chara braunii, 1734 nucleotides long. The record is from the annotation of a GenBank genome assembly. NCBI's taxonomy places the organism in Eukaryota, Viridiplantae, Streptophyta, Charophyceae, Charales, Characeae.